This is a messenger RNA of Rhododendron vialii, 1308 nucleotides long. RefSeq names its product replication factor C subunit 2. The coding region runs from base 88 to 1089 and encodes 333 amino acids. Gene Ontology annotation, cellular component: DNA replication factor C complex; nucleus. The transcript has 7 exons. Gene Ontology annotation, biological process: DNA-templated DNA replication; DNA repair. Gene Ontology annotation, molecular function: ATP binding; ATP hydrolysis activity; DNA clamp loader activity. Lineage: Eukaryota; Viridiplantae; Streptophyta; Magnoliopsida; Ericales; Ericaceae. The record is from RefSeq and is a predicted model, not a curated record.
AGUACAAGGCUAGGGUGGUUUUUCUUUUGCUGCAAACAGAGCCCAUAUUCUUCGAGUCACUCCCACGAGCUUCUUCUGCUCAGAACAAUGGCGUCUUCUUCUUCGUCAUCAGCGACCCAGGCGUACGAGAUACCGUGGGUAGAGAAGUACAGACCCUCCAAAGUGGCCGACAUCGUCGGCAACGAGGACGCCGUGUCCAGGCUCCAAGUCAUCGCUCGCGACGGCAACAUGCCUAACCUCAUCUUAUCUGGUCCUCCUGGAACUGGUAAAACCACUAGUAUUUUAGCUCUCGCACAUGAGCUCCUGGGACCAAAUUUUAAGGAGGGAGUUUUAGAGCUGAAUGCAUCAGAUGAGAGGGGAAUUGAUGUUGUGAGAAACAAAGUUAAGAUGUUUGCCCAAAAGAAAGUUACGCUACCCCCUGGGAGGCACAAAGUAAUCAUAUUGGAUGAAGCUGACAGCAUGACAUCAGGAGCUCAGCAAGCCUUGAGGAGGACAAUGGAAAUAUAUUCCAAUUCCACACGUUUUGCUCUUGCCUGCAAUACAUCCUCAAAAAUUAUCGAGCCUAUCCAAAGUAGAUGUGCACUUGUUAGAUUUUCAAGAUUAUCCGAUCAAGAGAUUCUCAGCCGUCUCAUGGUGGUCCUUGAAGCAGAAAAGGUUCCUUAUGUUCCGGAAGGCCUUGAAGCAAUUAUUUUCACUGCUGAUGGUGAUAUGAGGCAGGCAUUGAAUAACUUGCAAGCUACAUACAGUGGAUUCCGGUUUGUCAACCAAGAAAAUGUUUUCAAGGUUUGCGACCAGCCUCAUCCGUUGUUUGUGAAGAAUAUUGUGCGUAAUGUACUAGAGGGAAAAUUUGAUGAUUCUUGUGCUGGUCUAAAGCAGCUUUAUGAUUUGGGCUACUCCCCCACUGAUAUAAUCACAACCCUUUUCCGGAUUAUCAAGAACUAUGAGAUGGCUGAGUAUCUGAAGUUGGAGUUCAUGAAGGAAACUGGAUUUGCACACAUGAGAAUCUGUGAUGGAGUAGGUUCAUAUCUUCAGCUGUGUGGCUUGCUGGCUAAGCUUGCACUAGUGCGGGAAACCGCAAAAGCAUCAUAAUUUCGUAGCUGCUAAAUUCUAAAAUUCUAAGUAGGCCUUCUAAUGCUGAGAUGUUUGUGGGAAUACGCUUUUGGUGUUCAUGUGUAGGUUUUGUAUGGAGGAAUCAAAGCUACUUGCGGUGAACUUGUUUGGGGUGCAUUUUAUUUACCUGGGGACUGCUUGGACUUGUGAAAUAUUUGCUAAGCCUACUUUUAUUCGUCAUGGGGAAAGUUCUUGCCA